Molecule: messenger RNA, 2569 nt
Organism: Doryrhamphus excisus (bluestripe pipefish)
Lineage: Eukaryota; Metazoa; Chordata; Actinopteri; Syngnathiformes; Syngnathidae
Gene: golm1
Product: golgi membrane protein 1
Cellular component (GO): Golgi apparatus
Source: RefSeq, a predicted model, not a curated record
GACAAACUCAAUAUAUAUAUUGUGUGAAUAUCAGUUUGUAAAGAUAAUUUAAAACUGUAAAUAUACUAUGCUACUAGUUUUUUUUCCAACUGUCCGUAAGGUAUUAUUAGCUGACGUCACCGGAUGUAGAAACUCGACAGUAAACAGAAAUAUGCCAUCGUUGGUGUUUGACGAUCAGAUAAAGUUGAAGCUUUUUAUCUGCGUUAUGCGUCAUUUGCUGUCAAACGGAGCAGAGUAGUGAUAUUAUUGGAUACAAAAAAAUACCACCGAAUCGUUUUGGGCUACACGUUCCAAAUCUUGUCAUUUUGAUUUGCACCGGACGAGUAGACAGGAAUGGGUGGCCUGGUCAACGGGCGGCGUGGAGGAAGAUCUCCGCCUUUAAUGAUUGGCGCCCUGGUGGCCUGCAUCAUCGUCUUGGGCUUCAACUACUGGGUGUCCAGCUCCCGCAACCUGGAACUACAGACUAAGCUCUAUGAGCUGGAGGGCCAGGUGCGGCGCGGGGCUGCGGAGCGUGGGGCGGCCGAGCUGAAGAAGAGCGAGUACCAGGAGGAGAUCCAGCGCCAGAAGGAUCAGAUCAGUCGCAUCGAAACUCUCUACAAGAAGCAGCUGGAAGGAGUGCAGGACACAUGUAGCCAGGAGACGGAAAAACUGCAGCAGAACAUCUCCUCCAGUACCAAAACCAUACAAGAGCUUAGAGGCCAGUUGAAUCAGAUGAACGACGACCUGGGGAAGCUUCAGAAGGAACUGCAGGGUUGCCAAGGGAACAUCAAUACCCUCAACAACAAACUCACUUACGACAUGACGCACUGUCACUCGCAGGUCCUCUCUCAGAAGGAGUUAUGUGAGGAGAGAGUGGAGGCUGCCAAAAUGGAAGUUGAGAAGAAGAUGGAGAAGCUGCUGCUCCACGCUGUCGCUGAGGAGAAGGCAGACAGUGGCGGAGUGAAAGAGGAGGCAACGACGGGGACGGUGAAGACGUUGGCCGAUGACAACCCUUCUGCAUCUAAAGGGAAUGACCGUUCUGGACUGCAGACCAAUGAGAUCUUCAAGGAUGACGGUACUGCACCGGGCGCCCCCCCCACCAAGAACGUCCACCUAUUGGACACCACAAAAGAGGGCGCGGCUGUCAAGCCAGACCUGCCAGCAGAGGGAGCCGUGGCGACCGAGACGGGCCAGACGAGCAAAGCCGUGGCCAAGAAUCAGACUGAAGUCGAAGUGAUGGACGUCCACGCAGAAGAAGCAGACCCGGGAAUGGAAGGCAUGCUGAUCGGCCCGGCGAAAGAGGACAUUAUCGGUCAGCGAGUAGACGAGGCGGAGGAAUACGACCACGGGGAGCAAGUCGUGGGUGAGGUGGAUUUGGAGAAACAAGAGCAGCCUAUGCGUGAUAAAGCAAUAGACAAGGUUAUGGAGGAGGAGCUGGCUGACUACAACGGCGACGACGACAACGAGGGCGAGUUCGAGGCCGACAAACAAGCCGAACUCGCUCAAGUUUAAGGUGAACACCCACAUUUGCAACUUCCUCUUCUUCACCGACGCUUAUUUUUGAGCCUCCGUCAACUGAAUGGCCACAAUACAUCACAGCGGAACGUCGAAGGACCGAAACGUACACAUUUUUCCACAUGGGACAUUAUCUGUUCCAGGGUCAACCUGGAGCCAUCCUAAAACAUUUAUUAACUGUACAGGCAAGUAACAGUCUUGUAAAAAGCGAACCACUGUUAAUAAUAACAAAUGUUGACUAUUGAAAGUGUAAUGUGAAGGUCGGUUGCGUCACAUUUCAUUUUAGGACAUGACUGAUUGUGAUACAAGUGUAAAAAGAAAAGAAGCACCACUGUGAAAUGACUAUAAGUAAAUGGCAUAUUGUGGUACGCGGGAGUCCAUGAGCACGAAGCGGCUCUUUAUUUGACCAGGUGCCAAUCAUGAGCUCGGAAAAAAGAAGAAGAGAAGAAGAACAGAACAGGAACCUCAUCACACAGCAACUUAACACUUAAAUGAAUGUAUUUUGUCUUAGCAAAGCAUUUCAUUGGACAACAAGCAGCAUAGAAAACGAAUGGAUGGUGCUGCAGCGCCACCGCUGUCCACCAGAGGUAGCCCAAAGCCAAGAAGGAGGCUGAUGUCAUUGCAGCAACCCAAUGCAUUAUGAGGAUUUUUUUUUUCCAUUUCAAACUUGUAAUGGCACAUGUUUAUAUAUUUCUCAGGUAUACCUUUUGAGUGUUAAGUUGCUGUGUAAUGAGUUUAGUGUUGACACCGCUAGCCGUGAUUUCCAUUGUGUUGACAAGCACUGCUAGCUUGUGAUUGGCUCCUGCCAAAGAAAGAGCUACCGUUUUCCUCACUGACUCGCGAGCGGCACAUGACUUAAACAAUUAGCAGUCCUUCGGAAAUGAAGGAUAUGUCACAAGUUUCGAACUCAGACAUUAAAUUAUUUUUCUUAAAUCUCCCGACACAUACAGUCGAUCCCCCGGCACAGUCACGAUUCGGCACUCGCUCAAUUUUGGUCCGAAAAAAUCGAUAUAUUUUUUUUCUUGUAUUUUAUUUCAAGUACGAAGAACAGGAACCUCAUCACACAGCAACUUAA